Messenger RNA from Oldenlandia corymbosa var. corymbosa, 864 nucleotides. The record is from the annotation of a GenBank genome assembly. NCBI's taxonomy places the organism in Eukaryota, Viridiplantae, Streptophyta, Magnoliopsida, Gentianales, Rubiaceae.
AUGCAUAUGGAUUCCUUGCAAGAAACAUGGUCUCCAUUCUCUCUGGAUUCAAUGCUGGAGGAUGAUGAUUUGAUGAACUUUAUUCAAACUGAUUUGGAGAAGAACUACAGCAACUCUAUGGAUCAACCAACAACAAAUCAGUUAUUACCUUGUUCCUUUUCCAACCCUGCUGAUAUACCUUCAUCUGAAGAAACUGCCCCUUUUAAGAAUAUGGAUUUCUCCGGAAGCAGCAGCAGCAGUUCUUCUUCAUCUUCUUCCACGGAAGAACUGCAACUAUGGGAUGAUGAUGAUCAGUGUAACUUUGGUACACUCAUGAAUGAUAGUCCAUUAAUGCCUGUUAAGAAAAUUACCAGGACGCCAUUACAAGCCAAAUCUCAUGUUAUAGCAGAAAGAAAGAGGCGAGAAAAGCUGUUGAAGCGAUUUAAGGAUUUGUCAGACUUGAUUCCUGGCCUAAAAAAGUCGGAUAAGAUGUCGAUCAUCGAUGGAGCUAUCAAUAGCUUGAAAGAAUACGACCGACAGAUCAAGGAUCUAACACAAAAGCUUGACGAAGAGAGAAGAAAAUGGAAGGAGGGUGUAGAACAUGUUGAUGAUGUUGAUGAUGAUGCUAAGGAAAAUCCUUGUCUUUACGGUGAUGCUGAUUUUGAGGUGGAUUGUCACCAGUUGAAAAGAAGGAAACUUCAAAACUAAGUGGCGGUUGAAGUCAACACUUCCAACAAAAUUUGAUUCCGAAGAACAUGUUCCCGAUUGAGUUUGCGAAGCUUUAUUUAUGCGCGAUUUUAUAUCUUUUAUGUUGGUGACAAAGACCAAGUUGUUUUUUCUUUCUUUCCUUCUUUUUGUUUUUUAAACUUGAAUAGUAGUAAGUGC